Paralichthys olivaceus (Japanese flounder) is the source of this 702-nucleotide messenger RNA. NCBI's taxonomy places the organism in Eukaryota, Metazoa, Chordata, Actinopteri, Pleuronectiformes, Paralichthyidae. The record is from RefSeq and is a predicted model, not a curated record.
ACCAGACUAACGGAAGGCGCUGAUUGGCUGCAGGAGAGGCUCAGCGUCAUGGCGGACUGAAGAGUGUGUGUGUGUGCGCGUGUGUGUGUGCGUGUGCGUGCGUGUGUCUUCAUGGCGACGUUAGUUCUGGACAACGGAGCGAACACCGCGAAGAUCGGCUUCAGCCACGAGACGGUCAGCGUCAUCUCCAACUGUCAGUUCCGCUCCAAGACGUCCAGGUUGAAAACCUUCACGGCCAAUCAGCUGGAUGAGAUCAAAGAUCCUUCAGGUCUCUUCUACAUCCUUCCCUUCCAGAAGGGUUAUCUGGUCAACUGGGAUGUCCAGAGGAAAGUGUGGGAUCAUCUGUUUGGAAAAGAGAUGUUCAAGGUGGAUUUUGCAGACACCAGCAUCGUCAUCACGGAGCCGUACUUCAACUUCACCUCCAUUCAGGAGUCGAUGAACGAGAUCCUGUUCGAGGAGUAUCAGUUCCAGUCGGCUCUCAGGACAAACGCCGGCUCUCUCAGCGCUCAUCACUACUUCCACACCAAACCCUCAGAGCUCUGCUGUCUGCUGGUCGACAGUGGAUUCUCCUUCACACACAUCAUCCCCUACUGCCGCAGCAAGAAAAUGAAGGAGGGUGUCCGCAGGAUCAAUGUGGGAGGGAAGCUGCUGACCAAUCACCUGAAAGAGAUCAUUUCAUAUCGGUGAGUCCGCCUCACUCAG